Rana temporaria (common frog) is the source of this 6262-nucleotide messenger RNA. RefSeq names its product eukaryotic translation initiation factor 4 gamma 1 (gene EIF4G1). Gene Ontology annotation, molecular function: translation initiation factor activity; mRNA binding; protein binding. The coding region runs from base 142 to 5109 and encodes 1655 amino acids. The record is from RefSeq and is a predicted model, not a curated record. Gene Ontology annotation, cellular component: eukaryotic translation initiation factor 4F complex. The transcript is spliced from 33 exons. NCBI's taxonomy places the organism in Eukaryota, Metazoa, Chordata, Amphibia, Anura, Ranidae.
AAUGUGCGCUUGCGUAGUACGUCGCCGGGAUCCGGAAAUGGGCUAUCUGGCUGGUGCGGCUGCGCCCGGCUGCGCGGACUAAGGAGAGCAGAGACAACUGCAGAAAAUCUCCUGUCUAUACAUGGUAUGAACAAGGUCUAAAUGGAUGAAUCAGACUAUGCUUUGGGCUGGAAUCAAGUCAGAGGCAUUCCCUUCAUCAGAAAUGGCAACGCAGAGAGAGCUCCACUGCAGACUUUUUUUUACAGACCUUACGGGGGACCCUAUGCAGCAGCACAUGAGAUGAGCAAAGCUACUCAGCCUAUAGGAGGACCCCCUACUGCCCCUUCCCCUGGACUCUCACAGCAAUUCCCCACACCUACGGCCCCUGUGGUGUUUGGGCCGCCACAGACCCCACAAAUGAAUACACAAUCACAACCCCGACAGGCAGGAUUCAGAUCAAUUCAGCAUUAUUACCAGAGCAGGACCCAACCUCCUAGCAACGCUACCAGAGUCCAGAGUGCUUCUUCGGCUCGUGCAGUGCCUCCUGCCCAUGUGUAUCCUGCUGGUUCUCAAGUGAUGAUGAUUCCCUCACAGUUAUCCUAUCCUUCCCAGGGCUACUAUAUACAAGGUGGACAAGGUCGCUCUUACGUUAUGCCCACACAGCAGUACCCUGUGCAACCUGGCACUGCUGGCUUUUUUCCUAGUGCUAGUCCCUCAGAGUUUGGCACAUAUGCAGGAGCAUAUUAUCCUGCCCAGCAGCAGUUUCCUCCAGGGGUGCCCGGAGCCCAAGUUAUGAUAAACCAGGCAAUUCCUCCAAAGCGAGAACGAAAGACUAUAAGGAUCAGAGAUCCAAACCAGGGUGGUAAAGAUAUCACAGAGGAAAUCUUGUCUGGAGGAAGAUCUACAACAACGCCAACACCUCCUCAGUCCGUAACUGGAGGCUCUGAAGUGCAGGCGAAUGGAGAGAGUGUCCAUGUGCCUAUUGUAGUGCGUCCAGAUGACAGCUCAAAGAACACCCAAGUGCUGACAAAGACUUCUGAGAGCCCCUCUCCCUCUCCUCCUAUAGAAACGGAAUUGAACAUGGCUUGUGAACAAGACUUGACUCUUGAUAACACUACACCUGAGGUACCUUUGUUAGAGCCUCUCAUUACACAGGAAGUGCCCUUGAUGGAAAAUCCUUCAUCUCAGGUAGAAAUACAGCCAGAGGUUCUUGCAUCUGUUUUAGAGAACCCAGUCCUAAUGGAAAUUACCAUUACAGCGACGGCUGUCAAGCAAGCAGACCCUCUACCAGAAGCUUCUGUUAUACAGCCCCCUGAGGAGUCUGAUCUAUCUUCGUUAUCGGAUGUGUCUAUUUCACAGGAUGCUGCUUUACAACAGGAUUCCUCUUUAGUAGCCCCAGAAGCAGAGUUUCAGGUGCAGGCUCCACUAACCCAAAGUUCACCUGAGCCUUGCCUUGAUGAAAUCGAUGAACCUGCUCCAGAGCCUGUAGAGGAAUUAGAUUUCAUUGAGGGCACUUUGUCUACAACUGAAGUUCAAACAAAUGGCCUAUCUGAAGAACUGUCUGUGCCACCUGCACAGUUGGAGCCACCACCGGUUUGCCAUGCUGAGCCCACAAUGGAUUCCCCCAUUGCUCAGCCAGAAGAACUGCUAACAAAUGGUGAAGGGAGCCCUGGCCUUCAAGAACUUGAUGCACAUGAACCUGAGCAGGAAACUCAUGUGAGCCCCAUCGCUGAGCCUGAGGAGCAGACUGUAGCUGUUGCUGAUCCUACACCACAAGAGGAAGAGUCUGAGAAGGAGCCUCCUGCGGAGCCAGAGCAAACUCCUGUUCCAGCUCCAAAACAAAGCCCAGAAGUCCCUGUGCAAGUUGCCAUAUCGGUACCAAAAAAGAAAAGAAAAAUAAAAGAUUUAAAUAAGAAAGAUGCCGUUGGAGAUCUGUUGGACGCAUUUAAAGAGGCUGGAGAUGGCCCCAGUGAAGCACCAGAAUCUGCUGCUAUCCCACCUCCUGCAACACCAGAACCUGAGCGGACCCCUAAUGUCCCAGCAGAACCUGAGCAGGACGAGACCUGGGAGGAAAAAGAAGAUAAGUUGGAUGCUGAAAAUAUUAAACCAGGGGAUCAUAAAUAUAAAUACAAACCGGAACAAUGGAAGCCGUUAAGCCCUGAAGAUAAGAAAAGCUAUGACCGGGAGUUUUUGCUUGGCUUUCAGUUUAUCGUGGCCAGUAUGCAAAAACCAGAAGGUCUCCCUCAGAUUACAGAUGUAGUGCUGGACAAGGCCAACCAUGCUCCUCUAAGGCCUCUAGAUCCAGCAAGACUGACCGGCAUGAACUGUGGUCCAGACUUCACCCCACAUUUUGCCAAUCUUGGAAAGCCUACUAUGGGCAAUCGUGGACCACCAGCCGGAAUGGGUCCUAGACGAUCUCAACAGGGACCACGAAAGGAGCCUCGUAAAAUUAUUGCAGCUGUGUCAUUAAAUGAGAAUGUUCAGCUGAAUAAAGCGGAGAAAGCAUGGAAACCACUGAAUAAAAGAGCAGGUGAAGAAGAUGAUUCUGAAUCUCUAAAGACACAGGAAUUGUUCCGCAGAGUGCGCAGUAUUCUAAACAAGCUGACACCACAGAUGUUUCAGCAACUCAUGAAACAAGUAACCGAUUUAGCCAUAGAUACAGAGGACCGACUAAAGGGUGUAAUCGACUUAAUAUUUGAGAAAGCCAUCUCUGAGCCAAACUUCUCUGUUGCUUAUGCCAAUAUGUGCCGCUGCCUUAUGGGGCUGAAAGUCCCAACUACAGACAAGCCAGGAGUGACUGUGAACUUCCGCAAGCUGCUACUUAACCGCUGCCAGAAGGAGUUUGAAAAAGACAAGGAUGACGAUGAAGUGUUUGAAAAGAAGCAGAAGGAAUUAGAUGCUGCUACCUUGCCGGAAGAGAAGACACGUCUAAAUGAUGAACUGGUGGCAGCAAAGGAUAUUGCUAGGCGCAGAUCUCUAGGCAACAUUAAAUUCAUUGGAGAGCUCUUCAAAUUGAAAAUGCUGACUGAAGCUAUCAUGCACGAUUGUGUAGUCAAGCUGUUAAAGAACCACGAUGAGGAGUCUAUAGAGUGUCUUUGCCGAUUGCUGUCCACAAUUGGGAAAGACUUGGACUUUGACAAAGCUAAGCCUCGGAUGGAUCAGUAUUUUAACCAAAUGGAUAAAAUCAUCAAAGAAAGAAAAACCUCAUCUCGUAUACGUUUCAUGCUUCUGGAUGUCAUUGAUCUAAGAAUGUGCAAUUGGGUGCCCCGUCGUGCAGACCAGGGACCCAAGACUAUAGAUCAGAUUCAUAAAGAUGCAGAAUUGGAAAAACAAAGGGAACAUGUCAAAGUUCAGCAACUAAUGUCGAACAAACAACAAGACAAGAGGCGAGACCCACCAGGAGGAGGAGGCGGAGGACGACCCACGGGUGGACGAAGUAAUGCGCAAACAGAUGAUGGUUGGAACACUGUGCCCAUAACAAAGGGAAGCCGUCCCAUUGACACUAGUAGGAUCUCUAAAAUAACAAAGCUUGGUGCUAUAGACUCUAAUCAACUGUUGGCACCAGGUGGACGUUUAAGUUGGGGUAAAGGAAGUAGUGGAGGCUCUGGAUCAAAGCCUGCCGAGUCAACUCCAGAAUCUGGACGACCAAGCACACUUAAUAGGUUUUCUGCUCUUCAGCAGUCUUCAUCUGCAGAGAGUCAGGAUGCCAGGCGGCCUGUUUCCAGAGGUAGUUCAAGUCGUGAACGCUCUGAGAAAGAUAGAGGAGAACGAUUUGAUAGACGGGACAGGUUCGACAAAGCCGAUAUCUUUGAGAGGUCUGACCGCUCAGAGCGGUCCCGGGCUGUACUCACAAAGAGAAGUUUUAGCAAGGAGACAGAUGAUCGCAGUAGAGAGAGAGUGGCACAAAUUCCACAAGAAGCCGUGCGAAAAGUAGCUAGUAUGACUGAACCUCGAGAUCGCAGCAGAGAAAUCAAGCGAGAAACUCCAGCACCAGUGGCUGUCCCUGCUGCCCCCUCCAAACCUGCCUUGUCUGAGGAAGAACUUGAAAAAAAAUCUAGAGCAAUCAUAGAAGAGUUUUUACAUCUGAACGAUUCCAAGGAGGCAGUCCAGUGUGUGCAGGAACUAAAUAGCCCCACACUGCUUUUCAUUUUUGUACGGAAUGCUAUAGAGUCAACGUUGGAGAGGAGCACCAUUUCCCGUGAACACAUGGGUCAAUUUAUGUCUACACUGGUGAAGUCUGGCACGCUACCAAGAGAACAGUAUUACAAAGGAGUGUUGGAAGUACUGGAGGUGGGAGAAGAUAUGGAGAUCGACAUCCCUCACAUAUGGCUUUACUUGGCUGAACUAAUCAGUCCAGUCUUAAUCGAAGAAGCAAUCCCUAUGGGGGAGUUGUUCAGAGAUUUGACAAAGCCUUUAAUAUCAAAUGGAAAGGCUGGCAUCCUCCUAGCAGAAAUCCUAGGUUUGCAGUGCAAAGGAAUGUCUCAUAAGAAAGCAGGGGCUCUCUGGCAAGAAUCUGGGCUCAGCUGGAAGGAGUUCCUGUCAAAAGAUCAGGAUGUGAACAAGUUUAUAAGUGAACAUAAACUGGAGUACACCCUGGGCGAUGAGACCGAAACACCUAGCAAGGAAGACCUUUCCCCAGCAGAGCUUGAGAAAGUCCUUACAAGACUAUUGAAGGAGAAUAGCAGUAGCAACCAGAAGAUAUUUGAUUGGAUUGAAGCCAACCUUACUGAUCAACAGUUGGGAUCAAACGCGUUUGUCCGGGCACUAAUGGGUACUGUGUGCCACUCUGCCAUUAUCUUUGAAAAUCCUUAUAGAGUUGAUGUUGGUGUGAUUCGUAACAGAGCGAAGUUGCUUGAUAAAUAUCUAAAUAGCGAAGCAAAGGAGCUGCAGGCAUUAUAUUCUGUACAAGCACUAGUUGUUAAACUAGAUCAACCUCCAAAUCUGCUGAGAAUGUUUUUUGAUACCCUGUAUGAUGAAGAUGUGGUAAAAGAGGAACCUUUCUACAAGUGGGAAUCCAGCAAAGACCCAGCAGAGCAGCAGGGAAAAGGAGUCGCUCUAAAAUCUGUCACAGCCUUCUUUACAUGGCUGCGGGAAGCAGAAGAUGAAUCCGAUAACGAUCACAAGGACUGAAACAAAUUUGCCCAUAUGCUUGCUCUUGGUUUUCACUGGGGCUUCCAUUUUUUUCCCCUCAUUCCCCUGCUGACUUUUUAACAGAAAUACAUAAAUCCCAAUGAUUUUGCAUUUGCGAGAGUUUUGACUCCUUGAGUAAUGAAGACUGGCAGAGGGUAGGAGGUAGCCUGACGCAUGGCAUUGAAAGGCAGAAAGCCUGCCAUGUGUGGGCUGUUAAAAGAGAAUGUUGGCACAUGGGGUGUACACAAGCUUAUUUUUGUUUGUUUUUUUUUUUGUUUGUUGUUUUUUUUUUUUUUUUUUUUUCCUUUUUGAGGGUUUUUUUUUUUUUUUUCCAUGCAACAAUUUUUGGGUUUUCACUAUAAUUAAAAUAAAAAAAAGUACAUGAGGUAUUUUGGGACUGCUGAAGGAUGAGUGGAUAGCUGUGCCCUACCUUUAUCUCCUCAACCUUCCCCCUGCCCUCCAUCACACAGGUUGGGGCACAUGCACAAUUUUCACUUGUGGAAAUAUGAUUUUUAAAAGGGCGUGUGAAGCUUACAUGCUUCAGUGGGACGGAGCACCUGCGCUUCUCUACUGCUCUUUAUGGCUGAAAUAUAGAUAUAUAAAUAUAUAUAUAAAUAUAUAUAAUUAUUACAAAUUCUUUUGAUUUGAAGUGGCAACAAGCUGUUCUCAGAUCAUGCUCCUUUGUCCAUCUUAUGAUGGAGUUCAGGACACCGGCGAAUGUUUGUUUUUUCUUUUGUUUUUGUUUGUUUUUUUGUUUUUUUUAUCCGAUGAACUUCUAAUUGAUCUGUAAUGAUCGAAAUGGAUGGAUGCUCGAUUACCAACAACUGAAUUUUUUUCUUUCUUUUUUUUCUUUUUCUUUUUUUUUUAACUUUCCUCUUCCUUGGAGUUAGAAAUUAUUUUAUUUCAAUUGCAAUCACCAUGUGUUGGAAAGAGGCAUCUCUCAACCCUAGCAAAUUCUGUAUUUAUAGAGAAAGCAAAGCCUUUUGGUUAUUUGUCCUUCCAAAAUGUUUUGGAGGUUCUUGUAAUUAUUAAACCAAGAAAGAAUGAAAUUUGUAAAUACUUUUUGCUUUCUUUAUUAAGUAUUUAAAUGAUUCUGACUUACAAAUCCCACCAAAACCUCUUUUCACAGAAACUGGAAUAAAUAAGAACCUUA